Messenger RNA from Dissoconium aciculare CBS 342.82, 405 nucleotides. RefSeq lists its product as uncharacterized. The coding region runs from base 1 to 405 and encodes 134 amino acids. The transcript has 2 exons. Lineage: Eukaryota; Fungi; Ascomycota; Dothideomycetes; Mycosphaerellales; Dissoconiaceae. The record is from RefSeq and is a predicted model, not a curated record.
AUGCGUUUCUCCGUCAUCCUCCCCUUCGCGUUCAUCGCCAGCGCCUUUGCGCUCCCAACUGUCUACACCGGCUCGGCUGUCGCCGUUCGCCAGGAGAUCCCUCUCAUCAAGGAGAUCGACACCGUCCUUGACAACCUGGGCUUGACCCUCGACAACACCAUCACCGAGCUCCUCGACUGCCUGGGACUCGGCAAGGUCGACAGCGACCUCAACGACCUCCUUAAGGAGCUCGUCGGUGCCGUUGACAAGACCGUUAAUGGUGUCGAUGAUGUCGCCGAUGGUCUCCUCAAGGACCUCGGUCUUGGAUCUGUCGUCAAGCUUGACCAGGAUCUAGAGAAGGCCCUUGGCCUCAGCCCCGAGAACACCAUCGGUGAGCUCCUCAAGAGCCUCCACCUGAUCCACUAA